This is a messenger RNA of Lutra lutra (Eurasian river otter), 1262 nucleotides long. Its product is annotated as dnaJ homolog subfamily B member 12-like. The record is from RefSeq and is a predicted model, not a curated record. Gene Ontology annotation, biological process: cellular response to misfolded protein. Gene Ontology annotation, molecular function: Hsp70 protein binding. Gene Ontology annotation, cellular component: endoplasmic reticulum membrane. NCBI's taxonomy places the organism in Eukaryota, Metazoa, Chordata, Mammalia, Carnivora, Mustelidae.
UCCCUGGUUCCACGCUCUGGUUCUGCCAUGGAAUCCAACAAGGAUGAAGCCGAGCGCUGUAUUAGCAUCGCCCUUAAGGCCAUCCAGAGUAGCCAGCCCGACCGGGCGCUCCGCUUCCUGGAGAAGGCUCAGCGGCUGUACCCGAUGCCGCGAGUUUGCGCCCUGAUCGAGUCCCUCAACCAGAAACCGCAGUCUGCCGGUGACCAUCCCCAGCCCACAGACACGACCCACAGGAAACCAGGUGGGACCGAUGCCCCCUCGGCCAACGGAGAAGCUGGAGGAGGAGAGAGCACCAAAGGCUACACAGCAGAGCAAGUAGCAGCAGUGAAAAGGGUCAAGCAGUGUAAAGAUUACUAUGAGAUCCUGGGGGUGAGCAGAGGGGCCUCCGAUGAGGACCUAAAGAAGGCCUACCGCAAGCUGGCCCUCAAGUUCCACCCAGACAAGAACCACGCACCGGGUGCCACUGAAGCUUUCAAAGCCAUUGGCACAGCAUAUGCGGUACUUAGUAACCCAGAGAAAAGGAAGCAGUAUGACCAGUUCAGUGACGACAAGAGCCAGGCAGCCUGGCAUGGCCAUGGGCAUGGGGACUUCUACCGUGGCUUUGAGGCUGACAUCUCCCCUGAGGACCUCUUCAACAUGUUCUUUGGCGGUGGCUUCCCGUCUAGUAAUGUCCACAUCUACAGCAACGGCCGCAUGCACUAUACCUACCAACAAAGGCAGGACCGCAGGGAGAACCAGGGUGACGGCAGGCUAGGGGUGUUUGUUCAACUGAUGCCUACCCUCAUCCUGAUCCUCAUGUCAGCUCUCAGCCAGCUCAUGGUCUCCAGCCCCCCAUACAGCCUGAGCCCAAGGCCGUCGGUGGGCCACGUCCACAGGCGAGUCACUGACCACCUGAAUGUCGUCUACUAUGUGGCAGACACCUUCUCUAAGGAGUACACAGGCUCCAGCCUCAAAACAGUUGAACGGAACGUGGAAGACGAUUAUAUCGCCAACCUCCGAAACAACUGCUGGAAGGAGAAGCAGCAGAAGGAAGGCUUGCUAUACCGGCCCCGCUACUUCGGUGAUACAGAUAUGUACCACAAAGCACAGAGGAUGAGCACGCCGAGCUGUAACCGACUGUCAGAGACCAUGAAAUCCCUGGAGAAUUUUUGGUGACAUGUACUGAGCCAAGGUGAUGGACUGUAUAUUUAAGGAAAGACAUAAAAAGAAAAAAAAAUUAAAAUGGAAUUGGAGGCAAAAAAAAAAAAAAAAAAAAAAAGAAA